AUGCUUAGAAAGUAUGAGCCCGACUCUUCUCAUUUGCAAGAUUGGGUUAAUUUGGAGAUAGAUGAGGAUGCCUCUUACGAAGAGCAACCGGUCCAAGUAUUAGAUACCAGGGAGCAAGUGCUACGAGGUAAAACUAUAUCGUUGAAUUCUGAUGGCGAUUCAGAUGAUGAUUCUGACGACGAUUCAGACGAUGAUUCCGUUUUUCUUCAUCUUGCAAAUGGUUAUACAAAUCCCGUAGAAAUUGGAGUAUCUUCGAUCGAUCUCAACGAUGACGAAGAUACAAAAAGCAAUGAAGAAAAUGAUGAUGAGAGGAUGAGAGAGGUUAUUGAUUCAGCGAUACGGAGAGCGUUCAGAGAAGAUGAGAGUCGUCGGAAUGCUCCGUUGAUGGCCGAGACGGCGACGAGAGUGAUGGAGGGUUGGGGUCCAAGAAUUCUAUACUAG
Molecule: messenger RNA, 441 nt
Organism: Camellia sinensis
Lineage: Eukaryota; Viridiplantae; Streptophyta; Magnoliopsida; Ericales; Theaceae
Source: RefSeq, a predicted model, not a curated record